Messenger RNA from Tetrahymena thermophila SB210, 918 nucleotides. Its product is annotated as transmembrane protein, putative. NCBI's taxonomy places the organism in Eukaryota, Ciliophora, Oligohymenophorea, Hymenostomatida, Tetrahymenidae. The transcript has a single exon. The record is from RefSeq and is a predicted model, not a curated record.
AUGUAAACUAUGAAUACCACAGAUACCAAAUUGGAAGAAAAAAGCAAAAUAGCAGAUAUGACAUUAUAUGAAGUAAAACUAUUAUUGUUCACUAACUCUUGUUAAUAUAAAGAGAAGCUAAUCAUAUAUGCUAUUAAGUAUUAGCAGCUGAUCACUAUCGAUUUUACUUCCAUUUCAUUUAGCUUUUUUGUAACAUAUGGCUAGUUUUAUACAAGCUUAAUGAGAUAUAGUAUUAAUAUAGCGAGAGUGAAAAAACCAACUAGCAAAGGUGAUGAUAAAAAUCCAUAAAGGGAAAUUAUAAGCACGAAUUUUAUUAUUAGUCUAAUAUAUUCCCAGUAGAAAUACUUUCUCUUAAAGUCAACAUAUAAGAACCCAAAUAAAAAUCUACAGCUUAUCUUAUCAAGAUUAUUACGGUUUGUAUAUAAAAAGUAAAAGAAAGCUCCUGGAAUCAAAAUUGAAUAAAUUAAGAGAAAAGGAAUGACAAAAGCAUACAUGAAAAUUAAUCUAUAAGAGUCAUUGCAUUGUAUGCUAAAAUCUAGAAUUGCAUAAGAUUCUCCGUUGUUAAAUGUACGACAUAACAAACCUUAAGUCAACAUAUCUAAUACUGGUAUGCAAAAUAAGUUGGUGAAUCCAUAAGAAAUGAUAAGAGAAGCAGAAUUUUAAAAGCUUUUGUAUUUAGAUUUAAAAAGCUAGAAUAUGCUAGGAAUCAAAGAUAACAUUACUAUUAUAAAUGGAGCGAUUGUAAUGAUUACUAUUUUUUAGUAAAUAAUUGUAUUAAAUUAGUUGCUAAAUUUUGAUAAAAAACAGUCAAGAGAAAAAGUAGAAUCGUUUAUUGGGCUAUAAAAGCUUUGCUAGAAACUAAAAACAUUAAUCCAAGACUAAGUUCCAUAAAAUUAUGAAGAAAUAUUGAUAAUUUGA